Molecule: messenger RNA, 7653 nt
Organism: Zalophus californianus (California sea lion)
Lineage: Eukaryota; Metazoa; Chordata; Mammalia; Carnivora; Otariidae
Gene: MTX3
Product: metaxin 3
Exons: 10
Coding region: 15-1061 (348 amino acids)
Biological process (GO): mitochondrion organization
Cellular component (GO): SAM complex
Source: RefSeq, a predicted model, not a curated record
UCGGCCCCGGCAAGAUGGCGGCCCCCUUGGAACUCAGUUGCUGGGGAGGUGGCUGGGGGCUCCCAUCGGUGCACAGCGAGUCCCUGGUGGUGAUGGCUUACGCCAAAUUUUCUGGUGCACCCUUGAAAGUCAAAGUCAUAGAUAACACCUGGAGAGGUUCAAGAGGAGAUGUACCAAUUUUGACAACUGAAGACAACAUCAUUUCUCAGCCUGCAAAAAUACUAAACUUUUUAAGAAAACAGAAAUAUAAUGCUGAUUAUGAGCUCUCAGCAAAACAGGGGGCAGAUACACUGGCUUACAUUGCUCUCAUCGAAGAGAAGCUUCUUCCUGCAGUGCUUCACACAUUCUGGGUUGAGAGUGACAAUUACUUUAGUGUGACAAGGCCAUGGUUUGCUUCACGAAUUCCUUUUCCCUUGAGUUUGAUCCUGCCUGGAAGGAUGUCUAAGGGAGCACUAAAUAGAAUUCUUCUGACCAGAGGAGAGCCUCCCCUUUACCACCUCCGAGAAGUGGAAGCUCAGAUAUACAGAGAUGCCAAGGAGUGCCUAAAUCUUCUGUCGAACAGAUUGGGAACAUCUCAGUUUUUCUUUGGAGAUACGCCGUCUACCUUGGAUGCAUAUGUGUUUGGUUUCCUCGCGCCCCUUUAUAAAGUACGCUUUCCUAAAGGUCAGUUACAAGGACAUUUGCAACGGCUCUCCAACCUGUGCCGCUUCUGUGACGACAUCCUGCACAGUUAUUUUAGGCUUAGUCUUGGAGGCAUCUCUCCUGCUGGACAAGAAACAGUAGACGCAAAUCUGCAGAAACUCACCCAACUUGUAAAUAAGGAAUCCAACUUGAUUGAAAAGGAGCAUCUGGAGAAGAUAAGAGAGAGUUUUGCUCUGUACAUGCUCAAAACUCUAGAAAAGUCUACUUUUAAAGUGGGUAAUCAGAUGCUAUAUGCUGUUGGUUUGGUAUCCUUGGCGGUGGCUGCUUUCCAGUCUCCUGAAGUUGAGCUGACAGAGAGCUCAACACCAGGCUCUGAACCUUGCACUCUAUUUGUGGCGCUCCUGCUUAAAGAUGGAUGACAAUCUUCGCCAAAGCCCUCAACUUCCUCCCCGGAAACUGCCAACACUUAAAUUGACUCCAGCAGAAGAAGAAAGUAAUUCCUUACAACGGCUAUCACCCUGACAGUCAUCACGCUUUGUGUCCAAAGUCAUGAUUGUUGCAGUCGUCUCUUACACUACCUGUGUGAAGGCAAAAAGAAAACGCCAUUAGUAGGUAUAAGGAAGGCUCUAAAAAGAAACUUUCUAUGACAUCUAGGUUCUCUUAAUUAGCAAGCUUGUAUUUUAGCUUGGCAGUGCACUUUAGAUCACAUCAGAGUGAAUGCUAAAUGAACUUGGGGGUAAAAAACCACAUUGUACUGUAUAUUUAAAAGAAAAAAACAAAAAAACAAAGAACGCUGCCUUAAUCUCGGCAGAUUUUUGCCUUUAGUUCACAUGUUGCUGACCAAAAGCUACAAUUCUGUUCUGAAUGUGCACUCUUAUUUAUUCAAGUUAAUUUAUUUAGUUUUCUUAGAACAGUUUGAAUAUCUAAUAUGUGGCUCUUUGAGGCUUUUUUUCUUCUGUUUAGAAAUUUGAUGCCAAUUUUAGACAUUAGGAAAAAUGUAAUAUUUUAGUAUUCUAUUUACUUCAGUAGAAAAGCCUGUAUUUAAACAGCAACGAGGAAUGUGCUUAAUUAUGCUCUCAGAAGUGUAAUCUUUUGGGGGAUCAGUACUAUAUAUAUAUAUGUCUGAGAUAUAUAUAUGUAUCAAAGGUGGUUACAUAUAAUAUUCAUCUGACUAUAUGCACUUCACUAGAACAUUGGUAUUUGCUGAUGUGUUCAAUAUAAGGCUAGCAAGGACUCUUAGUUUAUCGGACCAAUGGCAGCUUUAGACCUAUGUAUUUGUAGUACAUUUUUAACUCUAGUCCUCUCUUUCUUGGAUUAAUUUCAGGAGAACUGAGUAUGUUGGUCAUCACUUAUUAUGCCAGGCUGUAAAGUCUUACUGAAAUUUGCCCAAUUGUCAGACACUACUCGGCUACAGUAAUAGAAAUACCUACUGUGUGCCUGGACCAAGUCCAUCAUGCUUGGACCAGUGUUCUUUCUUAAGAAGACUGUCACAUAAUCAAAAGCUUUAUGGCAACUUAUUAUUUUCCAUAUAGUUUAACUACAGUUUAAGGAUCUAAUGGAAUAUUCAGAAAUAGUGGUAGUUUUUAAAGAAUAUUUUCUAUUUAUUGUUUGCCGACCUGUUAAAGGAUUUGCUGUGCAGGUGAUUUUACUUAUAACAGAAUCUGUCUAAUUUUAGUGGCUGAGGUGCUUCUGUUGUCCUAAAACCACUUCUGGGGUUUUUAAAAUAUAGGAUCAUGUUUUUGAUUAGUGUCUCAAAAGAUUACUAUGGUGCUCAGCAAAUCUUAUCACGUCGUGCAGAAACCCCCAUGUUAAGAAAAUAGCUUUGUAGUCAAGAGACUCACCUAAUUUGAGCUCAGUGGAGCUCAGCUGUGUUUGACCUAAAUCCUCCCAAUUUGUUCUGUAUUUAGGUAGCUGUGGAUGCAGGAGUCUUUAAGUCAUUGUAAAUAUUUUUUCUUGGAAGUUUUAAUUAAAUGAGAAACAAGGUAGUCUUCAAAAUCUUGUUCAUCUGUUUGGAUGUAUUUAGGGAAAGUAACUAAUGAGUUUCACAUUACGUCUGCAAUGGGUUUGUGUGUUUUAUAUUAAUAUCCUAUUAGAUUCCAGCAAUCCAAAAUCUGUAUGAAUAUUCUAUACUGAAAAUCAUGACCAUAGGACUUUAUCGUCCUCUGGGUUUGAUAUAUAUUGGAGAAGGGUGGUCAACACAUUAAUCAGACAUCUGUUUAUGCUUUAGUUAGGGUUGGUCAUUUUCAAUUAUGGUUUAUAUUAAGCCUUCCAAGAAGCAUUUGAAGUGGCUUAAAAUUGUCAAACAUAAAUAAAACAGGACAAUUAAAAUUAGUUUUGGGAAAAAUAAAAAAUGGGGGAGAAAGAGCUAUACCAACCCUAACAGAUUCUAAAAUCAAACGGUAAAUUUAACUCCCAGGUUUCUCCAUGGGCACAAAAAUAAUACUGGCUUAUGUAAAGUUUUCUGUCAAUGAAACGACUAAUAUCCAUGCUAAGGAAAAUGUGUUUAAAUUUUUAUAAGAAUGUAGAGAUCGUGUUCUUAUGACACAGAAUUCAGCCAGUAAGUGUACUGUAAACGUUUCACGUGUUGAAAGUUUAAUCAAAAGAUAGCAUUUUAGAAUAACAUAUUUGUCAUUUUUUAGUAGAAAAGACAGCUGUAAAUAUGACUUCCUUCCUUUUGGUCAUUCCUGCUUUGAAUUGCCUUUAGCCUUGCACUACAGAGGCUAGGAUGUUUCCAGACUACCUUUCCUAAGAUGCAAAAUGUGAUUUAGGUAAAGUGAGUGUUUAUACGUUGGGCUACUUAGUUGAGCAUUUUUGGGAUAAGCCAACAAGAUGCCAGGAAACUAUAACUGAGCUUAAAGCACUCCAGGGAUGACACACAGCUAGGAAGCUCUUAGAAAGGAACAACUUUCCAGAUUGGGCAGUGAGCUUGUGAUCAGCCUGUCAGGAUAUGCUUUGGGUAAAGUUUGAGUUUCUGAGAUAAAUGGUCCACAGUGUUUAACAAAAUACUGUGAGCUACUUUCUUUAGGACGUGAUGGUGGAAUAUGACCAAAGGGACUAUGUUUGUGUUUAUAUUUGUUGCUAGUAUAAGAUUAGAAAAUCGGUCAGAUAAUUCCCAUAAGAUAAAGAUCCUCCAUCAACAAACUGCCAUCAGUCAUCCAUAAGACUGACCAUUUCUUUGAACACUAAAGACACUGUAAAGAGCAUUGAGGAGAGUCAUUCCUUCACAGUGGUUUUUUUUCCCCUACAAAGAUUGGCACUGACAAAUUUCACCGUAGGUAUGUUUGUAUUAUUUUGGGGGUACUAGAGAAUUCAAGAUUUUUACAAUAAAUCCAAAGCAUUUUGAUUUGCAUUUGCAAUUUCCAUUCAUUUAAUAUUGCUAGAUUUAUUAACAUGAAGGAAUAAGGGAGCUUAUUUCAAUCACAGCUAAGUUACAAUUUUCAGAAGUCUACAAAAACUAGACGUCAAAAGAGGCAGAAAUUGGUAACAGUGAUAGAAUCUCAGAAAACCAAUUUUUUAAGCUGCCUUCAUGUGAUAAAAAUGGUUUUUGAAGUCAGCAGUAUGUUUUCCUAGAGCCUCUUCCAAGAAUAUACAUUCAUCAGGCCUAUUAGAUUUUUUGACAUUUUUCCAUAAACUGUCAAAAGUGUUAACCCUUUAAAACCAAAAUAUAAAUACUUAAAGACAAGAAGCUGAGUGAUGGAUAUACAGUCUCUGUAUGAUUUUUGGAACUUCUUGUGAGUCUAUAUUUCAAAAUAAAAGGGUUUUAAAAAAUAAAUUUAUUAUCUACAUAAACUGUGAUUUAAAUCUAAUGAUUCAAACAUAGUAUUUAGUAUUCAAUUCCAAACACAUACUAUAAAUUAAAUAUAAUUUACUUCCUUACGUUUAAAGAACACCUCAGGUUUGUAAUGAAUGAUUAUCUAAAGAUUUGUUUUGCCUUACCAGAAAAGAAAAAACAACAACCUAAAACCAAGAACUCCAUUUCCUUAUAAAAUAUCCUAUGAUUUUAUAUUUGCAGUAGUAUCUUCUUCCCAUGGUACCUGGGUUUACUUUUUAGGAUAAAAUACGUUAAAAAAAGUUCUUCUGUGUCUUCAUGUGGUGGUAGUUCUUUGCUUUGCCAUGUUCUCUCUAAUUAUACAGGGUGACAAGACGUACGCUAGGACUGGUUUAAUGAAGAAAGUGCAGCAUGUGUCUGUUUUUUGUUCUAAGCUCAUAGGGAUUUAGUAAUUGACUUUGUCUUGGUUUGGUUAUUUAUAUAAUUGAAAUCCUGAGCAGAACCACUGAGUAUAAUUUGGGUUUUGAUUAUGGUCUUUUGUAUAUGUUGUUGGCAUUAAGAAUUAUCUUUUGCCUUUUUUUUCUUGUCCAGCUCUGUGGAAUUUACAUUUGCUCUUCAAUGUUUUCAUAUUUCCUGAAUAGAAUAUUAAGAAAUUUGUUGUUAAUUACAUGAACUAAAGGUUUGUAAUCCUCUUACCCUCAAAGGUUUAACUGAAGUGUCAUUAGAUCUUUAAAGGGCUGAUUUUCACAGAGAGUAAAGAUGAAGUUUUGGGUUUUUUUAAGGGCUUGCAAAAUAUUUUAGCCCCUGUUGGGAUAUAGUUAGAGUUUGCUAGGAAGCCCCAAAUCUUGUUGGGAUGUUGUGUUUGCUAGAAGCCCAGGUUACCAGCCCUAGACUUAAAACCACAGCGAUUGAAGUGGAGAGGUAUUCUCAGAAUCAAAAAGCAUACAGAAAUUAUUUGUUCCAGAUGAGGAGGCCCAUGAUUACUAAUGAGAAUUAACAUUCUUGAAUAAUGAUAUAAGAAAGGGUAACUUUGAGCUGGGGGAAUGUUGCGAGAGCAACAUUCUUAGCAAAACAAAGUAGUUUCUUUAAAAAAAAAUGACAGGAAAACAAGUCUUUGUAUCCUGAUUUUAUUAAUUUGAAAUUAUACUGUAAGAUUUUUUAAAAACCAUCUUUUAGUUCCUUGGAAAGGAGGUGUGUUUGGCAGAUUGUAUUGUUAUGUGAAUAGAGGGUUCUAUGGCCAAAUGAGUUUGGGAAAUGCUCGGUUAAGUUACUGUAGGCUGGGGCGCCUGGGUGGCUCAGUUGUUGAGCGGCUGCCUUUGGCUCAGGUCAUGAUCCCAGGGUCCUGGGAUCGAGCCCCGCGUCGGGCUCCCUGCUCCGCGAAGAGCCUGCUUCUCCUUCUCCUGCUCCCCCUGCUUGUGGUCCCUCUCUCGCUGUGUCUCUCACUGUCGGAUAAAUAAAAUCUUAAAAAAAAAAAAAAAGUUACUAUAGGCUUUUCUGAACCUUUGUGUGGUUUCACUCUCCGAGAAGGGCCUGUAUUGUAUACACUAUUUCCCUGAUUUAUUGUAUUUGGUUUUGGGGGUUUUUUUGUUUUUGUUUUUUUUAAAGUAGGUAUCUUCUGGGAUUUGUAUUCUGAGGAAUAUACUUAGGGAAAUGCUGCCCUGGAGUGUUUUUGCUUGUUGGUGCUAAUUGCAAAGGUUUGCUGUUGUCAGGUGCCCCUCUAGUGAGUGGUGAUAAAAAAAAUGGGAAGAUAGAUUAGGACUUCCUUGCACCCUGCAGUUGGUGGGAGGGGCGUGGGUUUAAACAGUUGGGUUACUUAGGCACGUGUGAGGCCCCUGGUCAGCCCCAGGCCCCAGCCCCUUUCCCUAGAAUCCCAGCUGGCUUGGAACAGCUGUACAGGGGCAUGACCUGGUGGCUCCAGAGAACUCAGCAGCUCUUAGGCGUCUCCGAAUAGAGGGAGCCAACUUGGAAUUCCAGAACAAAUUUCCAAAUCAUUUUUGGCUAUGCUUUAAAAGUGCCAAAAAGGUGAUGGGAUUCAUAGCAUUAAAGUCACAAGCUGCUUAUUUUAUACCUAUAUAAAUAUUCAUACAUAUAUAUAUGUGCAUAUAGACACACACUGUUGUAGAAAGUUUAUACAGUUGCUUCAAUGACAAAGCAAAAGAAAUUUAAUGUUUUCAAGCUCUAUUCUAGUACUGAAGCCACGUUCUAAACAAGGAUUGUAUGUUUGUAUGUAGAUUUUCUAGGAUGAGGGUUUACAGUUUUCAUUAAAUUCUAGUGGUUUCUAUGUCCUAAAAAAUUUAAACAUCACUAGGCCUCCAAAUUUCAGAGGACUAAGUUUAUUUGAUUUCAUUUCAAAGUAUAAAACGGGAUCACUAAUCAGGUGUAAGGAUGCUCUUUGUUUCUUCUCUGCAGUGUGUACGGUUGCAUAUUUGGAGCUUCACACUUUGGAUAUAUAUUUGAUAGAAAGCUUGCCUUUGGUCUUGAGUUGUGUAAUGGUGAACAUCUAGCCAUGUGAAAAGCGGUUGGAUCUUUGUUCUGAUUCUUUAGUUUUCCUCAUGCAGAUUCAGAGAAAUGCCUUUUCAUCAUUUACUUUACGUAUCCCAGAUUCUUGGAAAUCAAGAAAAAUGACUUGUGAGAGUUUGCAUCAGUCCUCAGCAAGUCACGCACUAUAGAGAGGGUUGUGCUGACCACUCGUUCUUUGGACUGCAGGCUACUUCUCUUGCAGUGCUGGUGUCUCUUUCUCAGAGAAGGAAGGCUGUAACCGGGCUUUUAUGUUAAUUGCAUAAAGAUGAGCUUUAUUCUGCUUUUGACUCGAUGUUUUAGUCUGUAUAAUAGGAAAUAACAUGUUUCCAUUUUUCUAUUCAUCUUGAAAUGGAAAUUUGAGGUGUUUGUAAUGUAACUUUGGCUUUCUAGAAGAUUGACAGCAAAGAAGAUUAAGAAAUAUCUGUGUACACAUACUGGUUUUGUUCCACCAAGCCUAUCUUUGGUAAAUAUUUUAAACAUCUGUACUGGUAUACAAAUACUAUAGUUUUGUUGUAAAGUAAACAUCUUAAAAUAAGCAAUGUUGGUCAUUAUUUAAGUACUCUAGUCAUGCCUAGUGUGAAUAUAUUUUACUCAGAGAUUAUGUAUAAAUACCCAGAAGUGGUAAUGAUGAUCAAUGUUGUAAAGAACUUAUUCUGAUAAAUGAGAAACUGGAUACAAUGUCAAAAUAGCUAUUUUCACAAUAAAAUCUCAAAUUGCCUGAA